Messenger RNA from Fraxinus pennsylvanica, 1092 nucleotides. NCBI's taxonomy places the organism in Eukaryota, Viridiplantae, Streptophyta, Magnoliopsida, Lamiales, Oleaceae. The record is from the annotation of a GenBank genome assembly.
AUGCAGGCACUUUGGGGAAAAAAUGGUAUGAUCAAGAUCCGGUUUACGGAUAGAGAUAACUUUUUCUGCGAAUUUGAAAGCGAGGCGGAUAGAAGCAAGGUCAUACGAGGUGAACCAUGGUCUUUUGAAAGGCGGUUAAUCGUGCUCCAAGAAAUAGACGAAAAAUCUGCUCCCAAUGCUCAUCCUUCUCACUCGGCAUUCUGGAUACAGGUGCACAACCUCCCUUUUAUCUUUAUGAACAGAGAAAUAGCUGAGGUUAUUGGUUCACAAUUGGGGAUAUAUGUAGAAGUGGAUACGGAUUUGAGUGGAUCAUGCUGGGGCUCAUACAUGCGGAUUAGGGUCAAACUUGAUGUCUCCAAACCUUUGGUCGCAACGAUGGACCUGCAAUUAGGAUCUAUGGGUGGUACGGUGGAGGUUGAAUUUAAAUACGAAAGACUACCGGAAUACUGCACGCUAUGCGGAUAUCUCGACCAUGGACUCAAGCAUUGCAAUUUGGAAGUCCCUCCGGUUUUAAGACGUCAGGAGAACCACCCCUUUGGCCAUCGGGUGCGAGCUGCUAAUGGACAGUGGAGAGAUAAUCGAAGGGAGGAUGGUACUGGAAGGAAUAAGGCAAACAAUUCGGGAAGUGAUAAUAAUAUCGAAGAAAGUAAUGACAAAGUGGAGGAAUCAAAUUCAGAGGAAAUGCCUCCUGCUGGAGGUGGUGAGGGGCAACUGAAUUUAGUUCAACGUGAAAUGAUGCAAACAGAUCUGACACAAACCCCAAACUCAAUGAAAUCACUUAUCGUUGUUGGAUCCAAAGCCUCUGUAUCGACUGGUAAUUCUGUGGCAAAUUCCGACACUGGUUUUAAAGUUGGGAAGGACCCCAAUUUAGAUGAGGAAACAAAUACCAUAAAACCAAGCUGGAAAGUAGAUAAAAAGCAAGAAUUAGCUGUUGGUAACAGCACUGGAGACCAUGGCCUCAUGGCAAAAGACAAAGCUAUUCUGGAGAUAGGAAAUAGGAGUCCGAAUAUGUAUAAGAGGAAAUGGAAACGUAAUGCUAGAAGGGGGCCAGGAAGUCAUUCACCUAGUAAAUCUAAAUCCAUCCCAACAUAG